Messenger RNA from Micropterus dolomieu (smallmouth bass), 4864 nucleotides. RefSeq names its product family with sequence similarity 184 member Ab (gene fam184ab). The coding region runs from base 524 to 4021 and encodes 1165 amino acids. The record is from RefSeq and is a predicted model, not a curated record. The transcript is spliced from 22 exons. Lineage: Eukaryota; Metazoa; Chordata; Actinopteri; Centrarchiformes; Centrarchidae.
GAGGUGAUCCAUGGUAACAGAGGAGCAGCAGCCAACCGCUGAGCCUGUCCUACUCUCUCUCUCUCUGCCACAAACACACACAUACCUUCAAUCUCUACACACUCUCAGUCAAUGUAGCCGGAAUGCACCGAGUGGGAAUCACUCUUAACGGCUCCCGUUGAGAAAUUUCGGUAUCAAGGUGACCGACCGGGAGCCAGUCAGCUUCACAUCAGCGCCAGGUGACAGCAGACAGGACCCGCACCUCGGACCGCUGAAAGAUGGUAGUAGCUAACGUUUCUUGGGCUUAAAUUUACAAAUUUCACCAUUUGGUGUGUUAUUAUCCAGAGACGAACAAAAUGAAACCAAUUUUUGACAGUAUGUGGGCUAAAAAGGCUUCAUAUAUUUGAUAUUUUUUUGUUGAGUCUCGGCAAAAACCCGAAACUGUCCCAGUCCGCUCCACAGCUCGCUGGUCGUCUCAAUAGCAGCGUCCAGUUUAUUAUUACAACCCACAUCUCUCUUAAGCAUCUAAAGCAUCGUAGUGAAGAUGGCGACUGGGUCGGGUUGGCAGCAGUAUUACUGCCCUGCCGGUCAGGGGAAAUUUACUCCCACAUCGGCAUCCAGCAUGUCCUUUCCGACCGGCAUCGCCCUGGAAUAUACCCAAGACCUGCACCUGAAGAUGAGCAAGAAAAUAGCACAGCUAACUAAGGUUAUCUAUGCACUGAACACAAAAAACGAUGAACACGAGGCGGCCAUUGCCACUCUGAAGGAAGCCCAUGAAGAGGAGGUGCAGCAGAUUCUGUCUGAGACCAGAGAGAAGAUACUACAGGUUUAUACACUUUUAUCAUACAAGAGUAAGAUCAGCGAUGAGAUGGACCUGAAGAGGCGGAUCCAGUCUCUGGAGGAGUCCAUGGAGCUCCACGAGAGGAUGAAGAGGCAGGCGCUGGCCGAGUUUGAGAGCUACCGUCAGAGGGUCGAGGACAUGCAGCUUUGCACUGAGGCUCAGCACACGCAGCGUGUGGUGUCCAUGUCGAGGGAGGUGGAGGAGAUGCGACGGUCCUUUGAGGAGAAGCUGCGUACGUUCAGCCAGGCCCAGACCCAGUUUGAGCAGGAGAAGAGGGCUGCGCUGGAGGAGCUGAAGGCCCAGCACAGACAGGAGAUCCAAGAGCUCCUGCGCAGCCACCAGAGUCAGAACGCAAACUACAGUAAAGACCAGGAGAAACUGGGACAGCUCCAUAAAGCCGAGGUGGAUUCUCUGACGGAGCGGGUGGAGGAGCUCAAACAGGACAAGAAGAGACUGGUGGAGGAGUACGAGGCCAAACUCAGCAAGGCUCAGGCCUUUUAUGAACGUGAGCUGGAAGCCAUGAAGAGAACUCAGCAGCUGACUGCCGACAACCUGUUGGCAUGGAAACGCACCGAGGCCGAUCUGCGCCGGGAAUUUCAGACUCAAGAGGCGGCACUCCAGAAAACACUUGGAAAACUGAGGGCCGAGUUGGCCAGGGUAACAGAUGAAGCUCGGGAAAACCGGGAGAAGUCCCACAAGCUUCAGGCGUCACUCACCGCCGCUGAUAGCACCGUCAAGGAAUUAACCAAGCAGCUGGACGAGGUGACCCAGAACUCAGAAAUUGUGGAGAUUCGUCAGAAGGAAGCCGAGUGUGAACUAGAGGCAGCCAGAGACAGAGUUCAGCAGCAAGCGACUGAAAUACUGCUCAAAGCCAGUCAGAUAAGCAGCCUGCAGGCCACCCAGAUGACCCAGGAAGCAGCCAUCAGGGACCUGGACAAUGAGCGGAGCCGGCUCAAGGACAAAGUGCUGAGAAUGGAAGAAGAGAGGGAGUCCCUGCAGAGCCAGUGUCAGGCCCUGGAUGAAAGACAGAAACAACAGCUCCAGUCCCUGGAGAAGACCCUGCGUGAGGAGAAGACGUCCCACGAUAAGGAAAUGAACAAUAUGCGAGCUCGAUGCGAAGAGGAGGCUAACCAGAUGAAGGAGAGCCAGGCUCGAGCUCUGGAGGAAGUCUCCAAGAAACACAGAGUGACCCUGGAGAAUGCACUCAACAAUGCCGAGAAGGACAAGAACCGCCUGCUGGCUGAGCUGGAGCAGCAGUUUGAGAGGGAGCGCCUCUCGCUGGAGGAGCAGAAGACGCUUCUCAGGCAGCAGCUGGACGAGCUGAGGGAGGAGCUGACCGCCAAACUCACUGCAGCCAAUGAGGAGGUGACACGGCUGCAGGAGGAGGUGCAGCAGGGGGAGCAGAACAUCGGAACAGCUGAGGGACAGAUCUCCACACUGAAGGAGGCGCAGGACAAACUGCUGGAGGAGCUGGACGCUACCAGGGCCCGACUGAGAGAGACCAGCAAUCUGCUGACCGCAUUGCAGGGAGAGCUGGAGACCCAGAAGCGUCAGCAUGAAGCCAAACUCAUCACCACCAAAGAAGAAGAGAAACUUAAGAUGGACAAGAUGGCUCUGGAGCUGGAGCUCAAAUGGACUGAAACACUCAGGCAGGAGUGUAAGAAGCUACGCGAGGAGCUGAGAGAGGACCAUGAGGAGGACAAGGCCUCAGCGAUGGCUCAGCUGGCACAAAGCAAGGAGCAGGAACUGAGCAGCGCCAGGGAGAGCUGGCAGAGGAAAGUGGAGGACCUGCUGGAACAGAUCUCCCUGUUGAAGCAGAGUCUGGAGAUGCAGCUGUCCCAGUCCCAGUCGUCGCUGCAGCAGCUGCAGCACCAGUUCAGCCAGGAGAGGGAGCACCUGAGGAAUCAACUGGACGAGCUGCAGAUGGAGCACCAGAGGCGAACGCAGCGUCUGCAGGAGGUCCACUGCUGCUCCAUGAAGGACAUGGAGCACGCCAGGCAGAGGGACCUGAAGGACUUGGAGGAGCGUCUCCGCCAUCAUCACCAUGCAGAGCUGCAGUCUCUCAGAGAGGCUCACCGCCAGAGCAUCGAGACUCUCAAACAGCAGUCAGAACAAGAGCUGCAAACACUCCGCUUUGAACUGGAGGACGAGGGCAAAGCCAUGCUGGCCUCUCUGCGAUCAGAGUUGAACCACAUCCACGCAUCGGCCAUCGAACACCUGAGACAAACCCACCAACAGGAGUUAGCUGCUGCCAAGAUGGAGCUGGAGAAAACACUGGAGAACAACCGGACACAGGAGCGUGAGCUGUUGGGCCGGAUCACUGAGCUGCAGGAGGAGGUCUCCAGGAGGAAGAACCACAUCGCUCAGCUGGACCACCAGAUCCACACACUCAAUGAGAAUAUCAGCACUCUGACUAAAGAGCUGGAGUUGAAGGGCAAGGAGGUGCUGAAGAUCCGCAGCGAAGCCAAUCAGCAGAUCAGGGCUCACGAACAAGAGUUGACGAAGAGGCAUGAAAGGGAGCUUGCCGAAAUGAACGCCGUCCACAGCAGGGAGACGCAGAACAUGCUGUCAGACUUUAACAAAGCCCAGGAAGUGCUCAAAGACAAGAUCUCCGCCCUUCAGAUACUGCUGGAAGGAACAGAGGAGAAGUUCAGGAACAGGGAGAGUCGUCCUGAGGAUCUGCAGAUCAUCGCUGAGCUGAAGGACAUGGUGUCUGAGAGAGAAUCUCUAGUCAAGAAACUGGUGGUAGGUAAUAUGGACGAUAAGAAGUUCUACCAACUGGAACUUGUCAACAGGGAGACCAACUUUAACAAAGUGUUCAACGCCAGUCCUAACGUAGGAGUUAUCAACCCGCUCAUUAAGCAAAAGAGAAAGAAUGAGAAAACUGCAGCCAGCAGAUUCAGCAGCUCUCCUAAUGUCAGGGCUAUGGAGGCAGCAGGUAUGGGCGUGGGCGUGGCAGGUUCAGGGAGUGGGCAACCCCCCCAGCCCCCACCUCCACCCCCAGCCCAGCCCAGUCGCCUAGAGCCCAUCCCCAACUCCCCCCUCCACCACCUUGAACUCAACUCCAACAAACCUCUUCCCCCGCCGACCCCUCCCACCGAACCCAAGAAAUUCAUGAGCCCUCCUGAAACAAAGGACUCCGCCAUCGACUCCCCGGACGCCCAGCGCCAGGAGUGGUUCGCUCAGUACUUUUCCUUUUGAUUGACCACAAACCUGCAAACACAAAGGAAUUCAGCAUGUCAACCAAACUUGAACUAACAAAAAAAAUAACUAAGAAAAAUUGCAGAAAAAAAGAGAAAAAAUGUUCAAACUCUUUGUUCUUUAUUGUCAUUGAUAUGGUUUGGGGAUCAAUUCACUUCAGAUUCAGUCAGCUGAAAUUGUAAUUUAAGGUCUGAGAAUAAAAUCUCAUGGGUCUGUCGAUAAUAAACGCACAGAACUCGAUGUCGUUCAUUUUAACUUUUCGUAAAAAUGUAAUGAUUUUCCACUUCUUGUUGUUGACUGAGGUGAAGCUGAAUUGAACCCAAAUCCUGACCAUCAAAUGUCAUCACUCUGAUCUGAUUUGAUUGUUUAUCUCUUGAUUGUUUCACUGUGGAUGAGUUUCUCUCUUAGUACAGUGACAAUGAUCAUCAGUAUGUUUGAUGUUUAUUUUAUUUCUUUAUUUCCUUACUUAUGUUGCAGUUUCUUGGAACUAGAAAAAAAACUGAGUGGUGCAUUAUCAUGCUGCUAAUUGCCAUUGUUGGACUACAGUAAGAAAUAUAUAUAUAUAAAGAAAUAUACGGUAGGUUAUUGUGCUCUCUCUGUACGUGGGCCCACUGCAUACAGCAUCUUAGACUAGGGGUGCUGAUCUAAGACCAGCUUGCCUCCUCAUUUAUGGUGACAUUUACAUGGACCUGAUCCUAGAUCAGUUACACUUCUCUGACAUGCUCCAUGAAUACAGGCUCUUAUUUUAGGAUGACACCAUCAUGGCAAGUUUGUUACAGCUGCAUAGAAGUUUCAGCCGAUUUUGGUAGAAUAUUAAAACCUGUUUGUAUGGUUGUCUGUCUC